AUUUACGUUGGAAUUUAAAAGUGAUAUCACAAUUUGGUAAUGUCAGUCCAUGCGCGAGCACUACGCGACUCACUGUGCGUUACCUAAGGCACGUGCCUUUACGCGGGAAAAAAUAAAUAAAAGAAGGUUGUGAAUAACUGCAUUCUUAUUUCUCGUGAAUUAAAAUCUGUGCUUUAAAAAAAAAUUACGCGCCAAUUAAAAAUAAUGUUCAUGUGUGGUUGUUUUUAAACAAUUGCGGUAAUUUUAGUGGUUAUCAAAAUGAAGUGGGACCGUGAGUUGAGUCCAUUUUUGAGGAUCUUAUUUUUUUAUUCCUGUACCAUCGAAAUUACCAGCGCGGCUUUUCUCAGGUGUUAUAAAGGCACGCUGGAAGACUAUCUAGUGACACCGUUAGACAAGCCGCUUCCACCUACUUUCCUGUCAUGUUUGGACUCAAAUCUCCCAAUAAUGAUCUACACGUUCGGUUAUGGGGGGCGAGUGGCUGGCCCAGCUACCACGGCCGUCCUCUCUGCUUACAUAGCUACCAGGAAACGCAACGUACUCCUGAUGGACUGGGAAGAAGAAGCUAAAAGUGGAAUACUAGGAAUAGCAUUGGGAUAUGCUUUCUCCGUUGUUCCAAAGUCUAAGAAGAUCGGGAAAGAAAUGGGAGAGAGGCUGAUAGACAUUGUUGACGCUGGUUAUAACAUGACUCAUGUACACUUGGUCGGGCACUCGCUCGGCGCUCACGUCAUGGGGUUCGCCGGUAGAAGAUCCAGAGAGAGUGGACACGUUGUACCAAGGAUCACAGGUUUAGACCCGGCUCGAGCGCUCUUCGAAGGCACGUUCGCAGUCCUGCGCGGUCUGGACCGCACCUGCGCCAAGUUCGUGGACAUCAUCCACACGGACCCCAGGGGCUAUGGCACCAGCGUUUCGACUGGCACUGUUGACAUUUGGCCCAACUACUCGCCUGGGGGCACGCAGCCUGGCUGCUCCACUGGAUCUCAUUCCAUGUUCACUCCUGAAGAUACAGAUUUCGAGCACAGAACACACAACAUUACUGACAUCUUAAAGGUGACAAACGUAAAGUAUUUAAAGGAAAUACUGCGGCAUGUUUUGAGGAAGCCCAAUCUAUGCAGCCACGAUCGUUCGUGGCGGUACUACGUAGAAGCCAUCGCGGCUCCCACCACGAUCCUCGCAGCUGGAGCUCCUGAUUACAAAACCUGGGCAACAAACUAUGGCAAAACAAAUCUGACGAUAUAUUUGGGGGAAUUGACCAGCACAAAUGCUGAAGGCAACUUCUACUUCUCAACAAAUUCCGAGUCUCCGUUCAGCCGAGGACGCGAAGGUCUGAAGCCAAGCAGGACGAAACCCAAAGUCACAGGAACAGGAAUUUUUAUUUAAAUAAAUUAAAUUAAAAUAAUUUUUAUUUAAAAUUUCUAUUUAAAUAAAUAGUCUCUAGCAAAACUAUUUACUUAAAUAAAUGAUUUCCGUCUCACGGAUAAAGAAAUUUAGAUAUUAAUAUCAAAUGGCACUUAUGACAUGUCAAUAGCAAGGGGGUCAAAUAUGUUAAAUUUACUGAAGGUAUUUAUCAUAUUUUAGUCUCUUAAGUAUGAGGGUUUCUCCACUUGGGUCUAUUGCCCUCUCUCGUAGUCUCGGAUACUGGCCUUAAUAAACAUAGUAGUGUGUAAAGUACAUCUAUACUAUUAUAUAAAGCUGAAGAGUUUGUUUGUUUGUUUGUUUGUUUGUUUGUUUGUUUGAACGCGCUAAUCUCAGGAACUACCGGUCCAAACUGAAAAAUUCUUUUUGCGUUGGAUAGCCCUAU
Messenger RNA from Manduca sexta (tobacco hornworm), 1798 nucleotides. RefSeq names its product pancreatic triacylglycerol lipase. Bases 259 to 1377 code for a protein of 372 amino acids. Lineage: Eukaryota; Metazoa; Arthropoda; Insecta; Lepidoptera; Sphingidae. Gene Ontology annotation, molecular function: lipase activity. The transcript is spliced from 8 exons. The record is from RefSeq and is a predicted model, not a curated record.